CUAAAUGACUAUGUGGAGAACCCAGGUGAAAUGCACAAGAGCUCCAGGAAGAAAGCCAGGAUAAAGAGAUCAGAAGAUGAAGUGUGUUGCCGUGCUGGUGUGGCUGAGCUGCCUCCUCCCUCUGGGACGCUCUGCUUCUGAGAGCAACAGGUGUGACAGUCUGCUAAAACCAAUCGCCGUCAGUAAUGAAGAGAUGCUGGGUAAAUGGAUUUACAUUGGGGGGAGCUCCAACAUCCCAGGAAGCCGCUCCCUGGCCCACAUGAUGUCCAGCGCCUGGUUGAACCUGACUGUCACCUCCCAAAGCAACGUCCUCAACCUCGUCCAGACGCAGAAGAUGGUUGGCCAGUGUUCCAGCAUAUCAUAUGAUGUAAUUUUUGAAAACAGCACAAUGGUUAUUGAGAAACCGUUCUAUCUGAAGGAAAUCUAUCUGCCAACUGAGUGCCCAGACUGUCUGGUUGCUGCUGAGGAAAUUGUUUCUGGGCCCGAUGAAUUUACCAGCCUUCUAAUGUUUAGUAGGAGCAGAAAUGUCCCGCCUGCUGCUCUGGAGAUGUUAAGGGAACAAGCAGAAUGUCUUGAGAUGGUUCCUCCCAUCAUUUUAGAUCCAAACCACGAAAUGUGUCCCGACAACAUCCCUCGCUCUGACGGCCUGAGUGCCCUGAACUCCUUGUUGGAGGCCAAGACCGGACAACGUGUGGCCAGAUUCCUGGAUGCUGUUUUUGAUUUUUUUGUGAACUGAGGGUGCAUUACAUUUGACUUUCCCUCGGUGUCGGACACACGAAAAGUUCAAGUAAAUGAACCCGUAAGGCGGCCCAGCAAUCAUUUUUACAAAAAAUCAGGGAAUCCCAUGUCCCUCAUAUUCAUGUGACAGAGAGCCAAACACCAGCAGAAAUUGUCAACCCUGAUUUUAACUAAAAUGAGACAUUUUUCUGUUCAAAUUUAUUUUGUAAAAAUCCUCAUGAACUUGUUCUAAAUCUUGAAAUGUAUGAAAACCAUACAUUUUAGUUUAAGUGUAAGAAAAAUUUUUAAGUUCAAUAAAAUAUUUACAAAAUAAUA
Messenger RNA from Oryzias latipes (Japanese medaka), 1053 nucleotides. RefSeq lists its product as uncharacterized. The record is from RefSeq and is a predicted model, not a curated record. Lineage: Eukaryota; Metazoa; Chordata; Actinopteri; Beloniformes; Adrianichthyidae.